Messenger RNA from Protopterus annectens (West African lungfish), 1361 nucleotides. RefSeq lists its product as uncharacterized. NCBI's taxonomy places the organism in Eukaryota, Metazoa, Chordata, Ceratodontiformes, Protopteridae. The coding region runs from base 255 to 1232 and encodes 325 amino acids. The transcript is spliced from 3 exons. The record is from RefSeq and is a predicted model, not a curated record.
AAACUCCAUGUAUAAAAAGACACAAGCACAAAGCAGCUGAGUGUCCUUAAUACAGUGAAUGGAGUAAAAAGCUACUGCAUUGCACAGAUCUCAUCCAGCAAUCCUCACAGUACAAGACACUGCCAAAAUACCGACUUGUCCCUAAAGACAUUGAAAGGAAUAGCCAGCUACACAGGAGUAAACCGGAGCGCCUCUGGCAGUGCAGUGGUUGUGCUCACUACGUAAGUUAUAAGAUCAAAACAAGUGUGUGAAGAAUGAAAGUCAGUGGUCUGUUUGUCCUUGUAGCACUCUGCGCCCAAGAAUAUCAAGUUUAUUUAUUAACUAUCCCUCUGCAAAAUAUUGCCAAGAUGGACAUGCAUAGUAGAGAUGCAGCUGAUGAAAAUUUUGCAAGUAGAAAUGAAGAGGUGACAAACAUAACGGAAAGGUCAUCCAAUGCCGUAAAAGCUCUGCAGAAUCCUGCAAAGCAUCAAAGUUCCUGGAACACAGAGGGAAAUCUAGCAUUUUCUCAGUUUCACAACAUCCAGAAACGUGCACCUCCCACAGCAGUAAACACCAAUGGUAUAAUGCAUUACAUAAACAAACUGAAAGAAUGGCAAACAUUUGAUCAAAAUACUGGGCAAUAUAAAAUAACUGUACCAAGUGAUCUUACAAAUUCAACAGAAUUCUUUUUAAUUCUGAGCCACCUUAACUUGGCAAUUCCUGAGAAAUAUAAUGUCAGUUUUUAUCUUGCUGGUGCAACACGAGAAAUAGAAGUUGGAACAGCAAAAUAUGGAACUGGUCAGCUUUGUAUAUAUCGAGAGGGAAGCUGUACACCUCCUUCAUAUACUGAAACAGUAACAAAACUGCUAAGAAAGACUGAAUUAACAGACCAAGAAAUUGCCCAAAAACUGCUGAGGAGUUUAGAGGAUCCAAAUGAUAAUAAUGCUUGGGACAGGUUUUCAAAAGACCAGGAGAACGCUGCUGUAGAGUUGAUUGCAAUUACUCAGAUUGCUGAGGCAGUGCCAAAACUCCCAUAUAUAAUGGGCGCAUCUGGCCGAACACCAAAAAUGGCUGAGUUUGCAAGGCAAUGUCUGAAAGCAAUUGCAGAUAAAAAAGCCACUUUUAGAAGUGUAUUUUCAAUGAAAGAGAAAUCACUGUACCCAGCUGUAGGAAGGGGAGGGACAGAUAGAGCUAGAAACACUAAUUCUAACCCAUGUGAAGACAUAAUAAAAAUACCAAAAUUGUCUAACUAACUAUUGCAAAAUGGCAGCCAUCUUAAUAAUGACAUUCCAGUAUUCUUUCACUGUGGCUGAUGUUCUUCGUGUUUCACUGUUGCAGUCAUUACAUUUGGGUUCUAUGCUUGCAGGCAGUCCUCAGUUGGC